Messenger RNA from Balaenoptera acutorostrata (minke whale), 1091 nucleotides. RefSeq names its product mitochondrial ribosomal protein L16 (gene MRPL16). Lineage: Eukaryota; Metazoa; Chordata; Mammalia; Artiodactyla; Balaenopteridae. Gene Ontology annotation, biological process: mitochondrial translation. The coding region runs from base 139 to 894 and encodes 251 amino acids. Gene Ontology annotation, cellular component: ribosome; mitochondrial large ribosomal subunit. The record is from RefSeq and is a predicted model, not a curated record. Gene Ontology annotation, molecular function: structural constituent of ribosome; rRNA binding. The transcript has 4 exons.
CGAACGCAACUUCCGGUCCGACCAGGUGGGGGCCGGAGCCGGUUCCGGCGUGGCUCGAGAGUGCCGAUUUCCCUGCCCGCGUCGAAGUGUCCGCUGCGGUCGCCGUGGGGAGCCCGACGCGACCGCCCGCGCGUGACCAUGUGGCGGCUGCUGGCUCGCGCCCGCGCGCCCCUCCUGCGGGCGCCUUUGUUAGAUUCUUGGGCAGCGCCGCCCGCCAGCGCUGGCCUAAAGACGCUGCUCCCGGUGCCAACUUUUGAAGAUGUUUCCAUUCCUGAAAAGCCCAAGCUCAGAUUUGUUGAAAGGGUACCACUUGUGCCAAAAGUGAGAAGAGAGCCUAAAAACCUGAGUGACAUAAGGGGACCUUCCACUGAAGCCACUGAGUUCACUGAAGGCAGUUUUGCGAUCUUGGCACUGGGUGGCGGUUACCUCCACUGGGGGCAUUUUGAAAUGAUGCGCCUGACAAUCAACCGGUCUGUGGACCCCAAGAACAUGUUUGCCUCAUGGCGAGUACCAGCCCCUUUCAAGCCCGUCACCCGCAAGGGUAUGGGACAGCGCAUGGGGGGCGGCAAAGGUGCCAUCGAUCACUACGUGACCCCUGUGAAGGCUGGCCGCCUCAUAGUAGAGAUGGGCGGGCGUUGCGAAUUCCAAGAGGUACAGGGUUUCCUCGACCAGGUUGCCCACAAGUUGCCCUUCCCCGCGAAGGCCGUGAGCCGUGAGACUCUAGAGAAGAUGCGGAAAGAUCAAGAAGAACGAGAACGGAACAACCAAAACCCCUGGACCUUUGAGCGCAUUGUCACUGCCAACAUGCUGGGGAUACGGAAAGUGCUGAGCCCCUACGACCUGACCCAUAAGGGGCGAUACUGGGGCAAGUUCUACAUGCCUGAGCGUGUGUAGUGAGGAUGUGAGCAGGAAACGGACACAGGCUGUUUAUUCCCCUCAGCCAGUCCUUCAAGUCUUUGGGUAGCUCUGAUGUCAUAACCAAGGAGCAGCAUACGAGUAGAUGCUUUCUGAAAAGCUGUACAUUAUCGGUCAGGUUUUUUAAAGUGGAUUAUAUUUAUAUUAAAUAAAGUUUGAGCAUCACCUCAAGAUGA